AUGAAUAAAGAGAAAAAUCACAAAAUUAUCAAUAUUGAGAAUGAGAAAAGGGAUAUCUCUACAGACUAUACAGAGCUCAAAAAGAUGAUAAAGAAGGGAAAGCCUCAGAGCAGCAUCAAACCGAGUACAAGCCUCCUCCUGCAGCGAUUGACGGUCCAAGAGGGCCCACGUGCCAACAGCACCCACCCUCUCGACCCACCUCUGUUCUCACAGUCGUCUGCCUCUGGCAGCGUGAGCGGCCAGGAGGGAUCUCCUCGCGCUCUCAACUGCCUUCUAGCCAAGCCAACUGCCAUUAUUCAGGCUGGCAUCCAGGACGUCCAGCCAUGUUGUGCCUUCUCCUUCUGCUCCUUGGGCUCAUCGGACUCCAGACAGACAAUAGUAAAUACAAAAACCCCUUCUCUGACCUUUCGGGAAUAUCAACUCUUUUCCCCGUUUCGCUCUGAAAGGCUGCAUAUCUCAGGGAAAGCGCUCUCUUGUCGGGGCUCCAGCUCUGUAAGCAGGAGCCCGCUCCCGCGUUGCCAUCUUCCCCAACCAAAACCCGCGCUGGAUGCGAGACGGCUUUCCUACUUGAUUUGGGACCAUAGGAAAGAUAGGAGAUGCCACGGCUCGAGUGGAUGCCUCAAGAUUAAAGUUUCAUAUUCUGCAAGACUGAAUGUGCAAAUUACAGUUCCGGAGAAAAUACAGUCAAUAUCAAGUGGAGGAAUUGAAUCCAAUGUGUCCUACAACAUUGUAAUUGAAGGGAAGACAUACACUGUGAACCUAAGGCAUAAAUCUUUUUUACCUAAUAAUUUUAGAGUUUAUGGUUAUGAUCGUACAGGAAGUAUGAAACCUCUUGAAGAACAAAUUCAGAAUUUUUGCUACUACCAAGGGCAUAUUGAAGGUUAUCCAAAUUCUAUGGUGAUUGUUAGCACAUGUACUGGACUCAGGGGUUUACUACAGUUUGAAAAUGUAAGUUAUGGAAUUGAGCCCUUGGAGCCUUCAAUUGGCUUUGAACAUGUGAUUUACCCAGUAAAACAUAAGAAUGCACGUGUUUCUUUGUAUACCGAGGACAGUAUUGAGUCAAGAGAAGUGACCUAUAAAAUACAAAGUAUAGAGCCACUUGCAGACUUCCCUCGAUAUAUAGAAAUGCAUGUUGUAGUUGAAAAAACUUUGUAUAGUCAUCUGGGUUCUGAUACAGCUAUUGUCACUCAAAAAGUUUUCCAGUUGGUUGGACUGACCAAUGCCAUCUUUACUUCAUUUAAUGUUACAAUAAUUCUAUCUUCAUUGGAACUUUGGAUAGAUGAAAACAAAAUUUCAGUAACCGGAGAUGCUAAUGAAUUAUUACACAGAUUUUUAAAAUGGAAAAGAUCCUAUCUUGUUUUGCGUCCGCAUGAUGUGGCACUUUUACUCGUUUACAGAGAAAAGUCAAAUUAUAUUGGUGCAACCUUUCAUGGGAAGAUAUGUGAGAGACAGUAUGGAGGAGCUGUUGCUCUGCACCCCAGAGCCAUAAGUUUGGAAUCACUUGCAGUUAUUAUAGCUCAGCUACUGAGCCUCAGUAUGGGGAUAGCCUAUGAUGAUAUUAACAAAUGCCAGUGCUCAGGAACUGUCUGCAUAAUGAACCCAGAAGCAAUUCAUUUCAGUGGUGUGAAGAACUUUAGCAACUGCAGCAUGGAAGAUUUUGCACGUUUUAUUUCAAAGCCAAAGUCCCAAUGUCUUCAAAAUCAGCCACGUUUAGAUCCAUCAUACAAAGAUGCAGAGUGUGGUAAUCAACAAGUGGAACAAGGAGAACAAUGUGACUGUGGGAGUGAAGAGGAAUGUGCUAGUGAUGCAUGCUGCGAAGCUGGUACAUGUAGACUAUCGGCUGAUUCAGAGUGUGCUGGAGGAGAAUGCUGUGAUGAAUGUAAGUUUAAGGCGAAAGGAGAAGAGUGUAGGGCUACCUUUGAUGAAUGUGAUCUCCCUGAAUAUUGCAAUGGAUCAUCUGCAUCAUGUCAAGAUAACUUUUAUGUUCAGGAUGGGCGCUCAUGUUCAGAGAAUCAAUGGUUUUGUCUGGAAGGAAAAUGUAGGAGUGGGUUAAAACAAUGUGAGGAUACAUUUGGUGAAGGUGCAGAGUUUGGUUCUUCAGAGUGUUUUGCUUACCUUAAUUCUAAGGCUGAUCAAUCUGGGAACUGUGGUUCAGGUCCUGACGGAUACCAACCAUGUCAGCCUAAGGAUCUUCAAUGUGGAAAAUUAAUAUGUAAGUAUCACAAAGAAUUUCUAGUUAGUGUUCCAAAUGCCAGUACUAUUUACACCAAUGUACAGGGAGACAUCUGCAUCGCAUUGGAGUUUCCACACGAUUAUAAAGAGAGCCCAAAGAUGUGGGUAAAAGAUGGAACUACUUGUGGCAAAAAUAAGGUUUGCAGGAAUAAGGAAUGUAUAGAUGCUGCAUACUUGAAUUAUGACUGCACUGAUGAAAAAUGCAACAAUAAGGGUACAUGCAAUAAUAAAAGAAACUGUCACUGUAACCCUACAUUUUUACCACCAAAUUGCACAUCUGUAGAUGGUUCAUGGCCUGGUGGAAGUGUUGACAGUGGCAAUUUUCCACCUGCACAAAAACCUUCCAGAAGCGUUUAUGAAAGGCGCUUUAUUAAGAGUACUUACCAUUCCAAACCUAUGAGAUGGCCAUUUUUCUUACUCAUUCCUUUUUUCAUUGUUCUUUGUGUACUGAUCGCUACACUGGUAAAAGUUUAUUUCCAAAGAAAAAAAUGGAGAACUGAGGAAUAUACAAGCGAUGAGCAACUUGAAAGUGAGAGUGAACCCAAAGAAUAG
Equus quagga is the source of this 2784-nucleotide messenger RNA. It is a transcript of the gene ADAM2, whose product is annotated as ADAM metallopeptidase domain 2. The record is from RefSeq and is a predicted model, not a curated record. Gene Ontology annotation, biological process: binding of sperm to zona pellucida; cell adhesion; proteolysis. The coding region runs from base 1 to 2784 and encodes 927 amino acids. Gene Ontology annotation, molecular function: metalloendopeptidase activity. NCBI's taxonomy places the organism in Eukaryota, Metazoa, Chordata, Mammalia, Perissodactyla, Equidae. The transcript has 21 exons. Gene Ontology annotation, cellular component: plasma membrane.